CUUUCUGAGCCACAUUUCUCCCAUCAUGCACUUUGCUUGCCUGCACAGGGAAGUAACGUGAGUGUAUUUGAAAAGUAGUCUGCUUAUCUGAAGGUACAAUUAACCUUUGUUCGUUUCCCCUCUUUUUGCCUUGACGUUGAACUAUGAAUGUAACAGUCAUCCAGGCAGGUUACUUCAUUUCCACUUGCUAAUGCUGAAGGACUGAUCUGUGAGCUGAAGACUUUCAGUGUGCAGGAAUAUCUCUCCGGAGAUCUGACAUAGGGUUCGGCAUCGCAGUUACGUUGAGCAGUCACAGAUCUGACCAUUCGCACAAUGCAGGCCCUGCAGAUUGGCGCCGUGGUUUGUGCUUUCAUCAGCCUUCUGCUGCUCCUCAUUGCCCUGGGCUCAGACUACUGGCUGGAAAAUUCCUUGAGCUACACUGGCCUCUGGAGAACUUGUAUUAAUAUUGGACUAGCUGAGACUUGCAGUUCAUUUGGGAUGGAUGUGAAAGAUUUCGUCCAUGUUACCCGAGCCUUCAUGUUCUUCGGGAUGAUCGCUGGAGCCAUCUCUUGCAUUGGUCUUUGUGGCACCUUUUUUAGCGUGCAAUUUGGCUCCAUCUCCAAGGCCAAGACCGCAGCCGUAGCCAGCAUUGUUGCAGCUGGUUGCGUCCUGAUUGCCAUGGCCACCUUCACAGGGCGUGCGGGAACACAGUUGAGUUAUGGAUGGUCUUUUGGCUUGGGCUGGGCCUCCUUUCCUCUCUUCCUUAUAACUGGUGGGCUGGCUUUCCGCGUGAAUCCUGCUGCAACAGAAUGAGGAAAAGAGUGUGCUACAAUUUCAGAUGAGCUAUGUUGAUGUCACAAACACAGUCUACAAUGGAACAAGUUGGACCUGGAGGAAAUGACUAUACUUUCAUGAUGAAGAUGACACAUUAUACAAUAGCAAUGGCGUUAAGGAGUGGCAAAUUGACAGCACAUUGCAAUCCGUUAACUGAAUACUGAAUCAGCCAAAUUAGUGCCCUCCAAAUGCUGUUGUGUUACAAAUUAGGACUGCCAAAUCUUCUAAAUCAAAGAAGAGGACAUAAAAAAUUGAUGAUUAAUAAAUAAUGAUAAUAAUAAGGGGGACGGUAGGCUUUGUGAAACUGCUCAGCUGAGCAGUUACAGCGCUGGGCUGGGGGCUCUGUAAAACUGUUUGGCUGUGGGGAGUGUGGUUGCCGCUCCCCGCAGCUGAGCACUUAAAGGAGUCCCCGGCCUGGCACUGGUUUGCCAACGCGAGCAAGGGGGAGCACUGGGGCUGGCUCAGCUGGGGAUUGGGAGCUCUCCUGUGCCCCAGCUGAAACACGCAAAGGAGCCCUGACGCUCCUCCUGCUCUGAGGCAUGCUGCUUGUGCUUGCAGGGCAAAGCUGUUCAUGCUCCUGGAAGGCAGUUCCCGAGCACACGGGAACUUUGUUUAAAAUAAAAAAACCCUGGACAUUUUGGCAAUUAAAAAAAAAUCCCCCCGGACGAUGUUUUCCCCCUUUAAAUACCAGAUAUGUCCUGGAAAAACUUGACGUAUGGCAACCCUAGUUACAACUCCCAUCAACCUUGUCCAUUGGCCUUUGACCAUGCUAGCUGGGGCAGAAUGGAGCUGGAGUUCACCAACAUCUGGAGAGCAACAGAUAGGCUACUCCCAAUUCAGAAAGAAACCCUUUUUGUUCCCCUAAAAACAUUUCUUUUUAGAGGUUAUAAAAUAUUUACAGUACAGUAUUGGCUAAAAACAUGCUAGUAUUACGAAUUAAGAAUGAUGCUAAGCAAUAUUAUUAUUCAUUCAGUGGCUGGGUUAAAGUAAGGAAAUGAGAAAGACCGGUAUCUUGUAUGAAUCAAGCAGAAUAAAAUUAUCUAUGGAUGACAUUGUUUGUUUUGAGUUUUGGCCUUCAAAUUCUAAAUAUUGUGUAUGUGCAAAUGACUAUUGUGAUUCCUGUUUGUCUCAUAGCUUGUGGUUUUAAUAAAGAAUA
Messenger RNA from Podarcis raffonei (Aeolian wall lizard), 1969 nucleotides. RefSeq names its product protein NKG7-like. Lineage: Eukaryota; Metazoa; Chordata; Lepidosauria; Squamata; Lacertidae. The transcript is spliced from 5 exons. The coding region runs from base 313 to 792 and encodes 159 amino acids. Gene Ontology annotation, cellular component: plasma membrane. The record is from RefSeq and is a predicted model, not a curated record.